This is a messenger RNA of Patella vulgata (common limpet), 780 nucleotides long. RefSeq names its product beta-1,3-galactosyl-O-glycosyl-glycoprotein beta-1,6-N-acetylglucosaminyltransferase-like. Gene Ontology annotation, molecular function: glycosyltransferase activity. Bases 1 to 780 code for a protein of 259 amino acids. The record is from RefSeq and is a predicted model, not a curated record. NCBI's taxonomy places the organism in Eukaryota, Metazoa, Mollusca, Gastropoda, Patellidae. The transcript has 2 exons. Gene Ontology annotation, cellular component: membrane.
AUGACUCUAGCCGAACAUAAAAAGAUCGUCUUGAAUCCGGAGGUUUACUUGAGUUUAGCCAAGUCAUGUGACAAGCUGAUAAAAUCACGUGGUUAUGUAAUGAACGUGAGUAAAGAGGAAGAGGAAUUCCCUGUUGCUUAUAAUAUUAUCAUGCAUCAUGAUAUAGAGAUGGCAGAGAGAUUAUUACGAUCUAUUUACAGACCUUCCAAUAUAUAUUGUAUACACGUAGAUAGGAAAUCCCCCAUUAAUCUAUUUAAAGCCAUGUCCAGUCUAGCGAAAUGCUUCGAUAACGUCAUCAUGGCCUCACACAGAGGUACCGUCAGAUGGGGUGAAUAUAGUGUAUUUCAAGCCGAACUGACGUGUAUGCAUGAUCUACUGAAGUAUAAAAAAUGGAAAUAUUUUAUCAAUCUUGCUGGUCAAGAUUUUCCUUUAAAAACUAAUCUUGAAAUAGUUCAAAUUUUGAGGGCUUUCCGGACGAGAAAGAUGUUACUUGAGAGAGAAGCAAUGGCUAGAUAUAAAAUAUGGUCCACAGAUGGCGCCAAGUGUAACGGUAAAUGGACAAGAAGUAUCUGUAUAUUUGGUAUGGGGGAACUACCGGGUUUAACCAAGGCACCGCAUUUAUUCAGUAAUAAACAUCAUUCUGAUUAUCAACCCGUCACCCUUGAUUGUCUAGAGAAAUGGCUAUUUGAUAAAAUACAUAAUGAACAACAGGGAAAAUCUUCUAACAUCAAUCUCAGUUUUUAUAUAAAUCAGGAUUUUGUAAGAAAUCAAAUUACUUGA